Yamadazyma jaroonii is the source of this 1470-nucleotide messenger RNA. The record is from the annotation of a GenBank genome assembly. NCBI's taxonomy places the organism in Eukaryota, Fungi, Ascomycota, Pichiomycetes, Serinales, Debaryomycetaceae.
AUGUUAAGAAAGACAUUUCAAUCUAGUACUACUAGAUAUCAAAAAUCAAUAUUAAAUAAUAUCAAUGGUAGUUUCAAAAGAUUUGUGAGUAGUCCAUCAGAAGACUAUAAAUUCAAAAAUUCUAUGGGAACAGGAUUUGAUAAAGUUACACCAGAAGGAUCAAUGUUAGGUAAAACCACUUUCACUGAAGUUUUGGAUGAAGUCGAUAUGACCUGGAGUAAAGAUGAUCAUAAAGGUGAACAAACUUAUCCAAAUUUAUUACAUCAACAUGAAAAUGCUAAAUCUGGUGAAGUUAAAGCUCCAGUAGUUAAACAUUUUACUGUUAAUUUUGGACCUCAACAUCCAGCUGCCCAUGGGGUUUUACGUUUAAUUUUAGAAUUACAUGGUGAAGAAGUUGUUAGAGCCGAUGCUCAUGUUGGUUUAUUACAUAGAGGUACAGAAAAAUUAAUUGAAUCAAAAACAUAUAUGCAAGCAUUACCAUAUUUUGAUAGAUUGGAUUAUGUUUCUAUGAUGACAAAUGAAUUAAGUUUCGCUUUAGCUGUUGAAAAAUUAUUAAAUAUUGAAGUACCAUUAAGAGCUAAAUAUAUUAGAACUUUAUUCGGAGAAAUGACAAGAAUUUUAAAUCAUUGUAUGUCAGUUUUAACCCAUAUUAUGGAUGUUGGUGGUUUAACACCUUUCUUAUGGGGUUUCGAAGAAAGAGAAAAAUUAAUGGAAUUUUAUGAAAGAGUAAGUGGAGCCAGAUUACAUUCAGCUUAUUUCAGACCAGGGGGUGUUAGUCAAGAUUUACCUGUUGGUUUAUUAGAUGACAUAUAUAUGUGGGCUACUCAAUUCGGUGAUAGAGUUGAUGAAGUUGAAGAAUUAGUCACUGAUAAUAGAAUUUGGAAAGCUAGAACUAUUGAUGUUGGUAUUGUUUCAGCUGAAGAUGCAUUAAAUUAUAGUUUAAGUGGUGUUAUGUUAAGAGGUUCAGGUAUACCCUUCGAUAUUAGAAAAUCUCAACCUUAUGAUGCUUAUGACUUAGUUGAUUUCGAUGUUGCUGUUGGUGUUAAUGGUGAUUGUUAUGAUCGUUACUUAAUUAGAAUGGUCGAAUUCAGACAAUCUUUAAGAAUCAUGGAACAAUGUAUUAAUGAUAUGCCUGAAGGUCCAGUUAAAGUUGAAGAUUAUAAGAUAAAUCCACCUCCAAGAUCUUUAAUGAAAGAAGAUAUGGAAGCUUUAAUUCAUCAUUUCUUAUUAUUCACUAAAGGUUAUGCUGUUCCUCAAGGUGAAACUUAUACUGCCAUUGAAGCUCCAAAAGGUGAAAUGGCUUGUUACGUUGUUAGUGAUGGUAGUGAAAGACCAUAUAGAUGUAAAAUUAGAGCACCAGGGUUUGCUCAUUUAGGAGCUUUCGAUCAUAUCGCAAGAGGUAAUUUAUUAGCUGAUGCCGUUGCUAUCAUUGGUACCAUGGAUUUAGUCUUUGGUGAAGUUGAUAGAUAA